UUCACCCCUCCCAGCCACCCCAGUUUCCGACACCACCCACAUCAUACUUGUCUUGUCUAUUCAUAUUCCGUGGUCGCGUGCACUUUGCGACUCUAUUCAUACCAGCCACAAUGUCUACAUCCUGGCUUCAGCGGAAGCGCAAAGCCGAGCUUCUCGAGCUUGCGCAGCAAGCAAAACUGCCCGACGCGGAGCGGUACCUGAAAGACGAUUUGGUCGAAGCUCUUCAGAACCAUCUGGAAGCCAACGAGACGUUAUACGGAAAGCAGAGCGCGUUCAGCGAAUUUUACGCGCGUCAUGUAUCUCCUAUCAAAAGAGAACGCCUUUCCAGCGCUGAAGUUCCCGUUGUAAAGACGCGCCGACGCCAGACUUUGAAGCGUGCCGACUCCGACGAGCCUGCGGCGGAGCAAUCCUUGAUAGCGCGUAGUACUCCGAAGGCUGUGUCUCACCUUGCUUCGCGCACUCCGAGGACCGUGUCUCAAAUAGCCGCGCAUACACCUCAAAUUGAUCUUCCAGCAUCGCCCGCACAAAUCACUGAACUUGCGGACCAGUCGUUUCAGGCUGCGAAGACUAAGGCAUCCGAAUUGUGGGAAAGGACACGCAUUGAAGAAGCCAUAGAGAUUGUGCGUGAGAAUGCCAGUUCCGUGGUCUUCAUUCAGUUGGCAGUUCUGGCGAUAGAAGCUCUUGGUAUGGAGUGGAAUACUCUCAAUACCACUCCAGUGGCAACGCCUGCCAUUGCGGCGCUCAACGUGCCAUCGAAAACGAUCGACGUACCGGAUUUGAGCCUUCUCUUGACCACUCAGUUCUGGGGUCCUGCGACGCUCUGGUCGUUAACGAGCUGGGUGCUUCCGCUACUCUUCUCGUACUUCUUCAACCUGACUCUGCGGUCCAACACGCGGCAGAAGUCUCCUAACAAGGAAUACAGAGUUGACCCGUUAUCAUUCAACAUUGCCAGAGCACUGCUGGCGUAUAAUGCCUACGGCCUCCCCGUGGUCGGCCCUCAGCCUGGAUCCAUCCAGGCUACAAAGCCCGGUUGGGGACCGUUUUCAGAGGCAACCGUGCAUACGGUGCGCGAUAAUGUGCCGGGUCGGUAUUAUGGGCUUCAAAUUGGUUCCAUCAUUGGCAUCUUAUACAGUCUCUAUGACGCUGCACUGAGAAAAUAAAACAACUACAGAUUCGGGGAUGUAGGACGCGGUAUGGAGCUCCUGUGUUGGGUAAUGGGGCUUGAAUUACUUCGGCGUUUCUGAUAUCUUAUUGUUUGGCGCUUCUUCUUGUAUUAGGGCCUCCUGGAAACUCCGUUUGGCGGGAGUGGGAGGCGUUAUUGGCGCUUCAGUCGUUGCAGCCUUUGACGCUGGCUUGUGGUUGGCGCCUGUGUUGGGAUACAGGACCUCUUUCCGGUUGGCAGUUGUUUCCUAGAUGGACGAUAUGGACAGUUUUUCCCUCUAAUGCUCGGUUGACUAGCGAAAUAAGGUAUUCGUAAGGGCAAACCCUUCUCCGAAAUAGGCAGAAAAAGUCAACGUGAGCCCG
Molecule: messenger RNA, 1524 nt
Organism: Westerdykella ornata
Lineage: Eukaryota; Fungi; Ascomycota; Dothideomycetes; Pleosporales; Sporormiaceae
Exons: 3
Coding region: 111-1160 (349 amino acids)
Cellular component (GO): membrane
Source: RefSeq, a predicted model, not a curated record